CACAAUUUGGAUUUGAUUUUCGAAGCAUCUUCUAGACUAUCUAACCUAACCUUCUAACUUGUAACCUCACUACUAGUACUAGCUAGCUAGUUUUGUUCUGGUCAAGAUGGGAAACGCACACGCUUCAGCUCCUCUGGAUAUUGAUACCUCCUCUAGUAUCAACAACAGCAGCAUGAUGAACUCUUCGUGGAACAACAGCAACGGGAAUGGGGCAGCUUCAGCCAUGCUGUCCUCAACAGGAGAUAUGGACAAGUCUGCGUCGGCGGCGGCAUUGGAGGCAAGGGAAGAGUUGCCGCUGGAAGAUCAGCAACGACGAAGACGGCAAAAGAAGAAAGAAGAGCAAGCGUUAGAUGAAGCUGCUGGCUUUAUUAAUACUAGUACUAGUACUACCGGUAGUACCAAGGAAAAGAAGGAGAGGCGCAGCAAGAAAAAAGACAAAGUUCCGUCAUUGCAAGCUCACAUGGACGAAAUGGAAGAUUUCUUAAAAGUGGUUCAGUCCAGCAAACACAUGAAACGCCAAAUCAGAGAAAACAUCAAGGCCAGCAGCACCAAUAGUAAUAGUAUUCAGAGGUAGCUAUCGUGCGGUAUGCAUGCACCAACACCAGUCAGCUAAGCUACUAAUACGCUAGAUCAUAAGCCAAAUUACAUGUCCGUUUUGACCCAUAGUUUGGUUUAGUUGAGACAAAAUAUGACGUUUAGCGUAGAUCUCUUUAUAAUCAUUAGUCUAGGGCCUUCUAGCUGG
This is a messenger RNA of Seminavis robusta, 742 nucleotides long. NCBI's taxonomy places the organism in Eukaryota, Bacillariophyta, Bacillariophyceae, Naviculales, Naviculaceae. The record is from the annotation of a GenBank genome assembly.